AUGGUGCGUCAGCUGCACGACGGUAUGAUGGCGCGAGUCACGGACAACGGAGCUGUCUCAGAGGCAUUUGCAGUGACCAUCGGAGUGAAGCAGGGAUGCGUGCUGGCACCAACCCUCUUCAGUCUUAUGUUCUCUGCCAUGCUGAUGGACGCCUACCGCGACGAACGCCCUGGAAUCCGCAUCGCCUACAGAACGGACGGUCAUCUCCUGAAUCACCGGCGCAUGAACUCCCAAUCGCGCGUAUCCACAACUACCGUGCACGAAAUCCUCUUCGCCGACGACUGCGCCCUGAACACCACCUCCGAAGCGGAGAUGCAACGGAGCAUGGACCUAUUCUCUGCGGCCUGCGAGAACUUCGGUCUGAUCAUUAACACGCAGAAGACGGUGGUGGUGCACCAACCUCCGCCCAACUUAGCCACAGCCCUCAACGCGCCGCAAAUCAGCGUGAAUGGGACCCAACUGCAAGUGGUGGAGAACUUCCCGUACCUGGGAAGUACCCUAUCUCGCAACACAAAGAUCGAUGACGAAGUCGCCAACCGAAUCUCGAAAGCCAGUCAAGCCUUCGGACGCCUCCAAAGCACAGUUUGGAAUCGCUACGGUCUCCAACUGAGCACAAAGCUGAAGAUGUACAAGGCCGUCAUCCCGCCGACGUUACUGUACGGAGCAGAGACAUGGACGGUGUUCACGAGGCAGGCACGUCGACUGAACCACUUCCACCUCAGUUGUCUCCGUCGCAUCCUGAGGCUGAACUGCGGGACCGCAUCCCUGACACCGAUGUGCUGGAACGGACGGGAAUCCUGAGCAUCUACGCCAUACUUAAACAAAUGCAGCUGCGCUGGAGCGGCCACCUGGUGCGCAUGGACGACGAGCGACUACCCAAACGACUCUUCUACGGAGACGUCGCGACGGGUUCUCGUCGUCAAGGAGGCCUAAUUCGCCGUUACAGGGAUACCCUGAAGUCCUCCCUGAAGCGCCUGCAAAUCAACCCGACCAACUGGGAAGAUCUCGCCCGCGAUCGUCCGACAUGGAGGAGAACAUUGAAGACGGGCGCUGCUAUCUAUGAAGCCAACCGAAUCGCCGCCGCCAAAGCGAAACGCGAAGCCCGCAAAUCACAACUUCGCCCAGUACGCAACGCCGCCGCACAACCUCUCCCUACGUGUCCUCGAUGUCAACGGACAUUCCGGGCAUGAAUCGGACUUGUUGAACAUCUGCGGAUCAACUGCACCUCUCGAACUGCUCCAGCCAUCGUCCCCCCGCCCGCCUCUUCCUCGUCCUCUCUGCCGCCAACUAACUCUGUUAACUCUUCUGCACCACCACUUCCAUCCUCCUCCUCCUCCCCCACUGCCCCAGCGGCGGCCGUUCAGACUGCCGUCUCACACAUCACCAACCCCAACACAACAACCGACACCACCUCUCCCGAUACUGCUGAUGAGGAUCAGGACUACACCUGCCUUCACUGCGACCGCACCUUCACCUCUCGCAUCGGCCUGGUCGGUCACUUGCGAAUCCAUCACACAGAGACUGGCGAACCAGUGCCUGGAGCACCAACCUACACCCACCAAGCUCGUCUCCACUGCCCACACUGUCCUCGCAACUUCAUGCAUCGCAUGGGUCUAUUCGGUCACAUGCGCAUCCACGGCGACCUGCGGUAG
This is a messenger RNA of Spirometra erinaceieuropaei, 1652 nucleotides long. The record is from the annotation of a GenBank genome assembly. Lineage: Eukaryota; Metazoa; Platyhelminthes; Cestoda; Diphyllobothriidea; Diphyllobothriidae.